Messenger RNA from Prunus armeniaca (apricot), 843 nucleotides. The record is from the annotation of a GenBank genome assembly. NCBI's taxonomy places the organism in Eukaryota, Viridiplantae, Streptophyta, Magnoliopsida, Rosales, Rosaceae.
AUGACAACUGGUUGCUUUGCAUGCGCAGCUGAAAAUUUCAACUUUUUGUCAAGCAGUGGGCAGCCACUGAUGAUUCCAGGCGUAGUGUUUGGUUGUGCUUAUGACAUCAGGAAAAUCAGUUUUGGAAGACUGGAAGAGUUCAAGGUUGCAGGACUAUUGGGUUUGGGAUAUGCUCCGAUUUCCUUUCCACUGCAACAAUCCUAUCAAACUGGUAAAGUAUUCUCAAUGUGCCUAACACGCCGAAGAGAGAUCCAAACAUAUCUCAGAUUUGGUAAGGACGUCCCCACACCACCAGGUGGUCUGCGUGUCACCAAAUUAGUGUUGUUCAAAGACAUACCAUAUUACUACGUCAAUCUGUUGGGCAUAAGUGUGCAUGGACAACAGCUUCUCAUAGACCCAAAUGUGUUUGCUGUACGAAAUCAGGGCACAAGUGGCGGCUGCUUCAUGGACAAUGGUAGCUCAUUUACUGUUCUCAUCAGGCCUGCUUUUAAUGCUGUGGUUCAGUUUCUGGAGAUGUAUUUCAUGCGCUUUCCUCGCGUUUUUAAGGGUGGUAGGCCUCUUGGGCCUCCUUUUGAACUUUGCUACAAAUGGAUGACGCCGCUGCCACCUCUGCCUACUUUGACAUUUCACUUUGAAAAUGCUGACCUUCUGAUCAACCCAGAGGACUUAUUCAUAAAGGUGAAGGCUGAUCAGCAGGGGAACGAUCUCUUUUGUUUGGCCUUCAUCGCCGACGAUGCUCGUACUAUUCUUGGAUCAGUGCACCAAUCCAAUUACUUAUUCAUAUAUGACCUUAACCAGAAGCUGUUGAAGUUUGCUCCUGAGGAUUGUUCUAAGAAUUCUUGA